Penicillium waksmanii is the source of this 1701-nucleotide messenger RNA. Its product is annotated as chaperonin-containing T-complex alpha subunit TCP1. The record is from RefSeq and is a predicted model, not a curated record. The transcript is spliced from 6 exons. Gene Ontology annotation, biological process: protein folding. NCBI's taxonomy places the organism in Eukaryota, Fungi, Ascomycota, Eurotiomycetes, Eurotiales, Aspergillaceae. Gene Ontology annotation, cellular component: chaperonin-containing T-complex. The coding region runs from base 1 to 1701 and encodes 566 amino acids. Gene Ontology annotation, molecular function: ATP hydrolysis activity; ATP-dependent protein folding chaperone; ATP binding.
AUGGCAGGCAUCUUCGAGGCUCCGCGAAACGCGGACACUCUCUUCUUGGGCGGACAGAAAAUCACCGGUGCCGAUGUCCGUGAGCAGAAUGUGCUCGCGACCCAGGCUAUCUCAAAUGUCAUCAAGAGCUCUUUCGGUCCCUCGGGCUUGGACAAGAUGAUGGUGGACGACAUAGGGGAUGUGACCGUGACAAACGAUGGCGCUACAAUUCUCUCGCUACUGGAUAUUGAGCACCCUGCGGGCAAGAUCCUGGUGGACCUGGCCCAGCAACAGGAUAAGGAGGUCGGUGAUGGCACAACUUCGGUUGUCCUGAUUGCCUCAGAGCUCCUGCGCCGAGGCAACGAAUUGAUGAAGAACCGGAUACACCCCACCACCAUCAUCAACGGAUACCGUCUCGCGCUUCGGGAAGCCGUGAAGUAUAUGAACGAGAACGUGACAACGAAAGUGGACAACCUAGGCAGGGACAGCCUGGUCAACAUUGCGAAGACCUCUAUGUCUAGCAAGAUCAUUGGAGGCGACUCGGAGUUUUUCUCCAACCUGUGCGUGGACGCCAUGCUUCAGGUUAAGUCGACAAACCAAAGGGGAGAGACCAAGUACCCAGUCAAGGCUGUGAACCUUCUCAAGGCUCACGGAAAGAGCGGUACUGAGUCCGUUCUUGUCCAAGGUUACGCCCUGAACUGCACUGUUGCCUCCCAGGCCAUGACGACCCGCGUCACCGAUGCCAAGAUCGCCUGUCUGGAUAUGAACUUGCAGAAGGAGCGCAUGAAGUUGGGCGUGCAAAUCACAGUCGAGGACCCCGAUCAACUGGAGAAGAUCCGUGAGCGCGAAGCCGGUAUUGUUCUGGAACGUGUUGAUAUGAUCUUGAAGUCCGGUGCCAACGUUAUCCUGACGACCAAGGGUAUCGACGAUAUGGUCCUGAAGAGUUUUGUUGAGAAGGGAGCCAUGGCCGUCCGCCGUUGCAAGAAGGAGGAUCUUCGCCGCAUUGCCAAGGCCUCCGGUGCCACUCUCAUCAGCACCCUGUCCGACUUGAACGGAGAUGAGAAGUUCGAUUCGUCAUACCUCGGCCACGCUGAGGAGGUUGUCCAGGAGCGUAUUUCGGACGACGAGUGCAUUCUGGUCAAGGGCACUAAGGUUCACACAUCCGCCUCUAUCAUCCUCCGUGGCGCCAACGAGUACAGCUUGGACGAGAUGGAACGUUCCGUCCACGACACCCUGUGUGCCAUCAAGCGCACUCUGGAGAGUGGCAGCAUCGUCCCCGGUGGUGGUGCCGUUGAGACUGCCCUUCACAUCUACCUCGAGGAGUUCGCCGUCACAGUGGGCUCUCGGGAGCAACUCGCCAUCGGUGAAUUCGCCCAGUCGCUGCUCGUCAUUCCCAAGACCCUUGCCGUCAAUGCGGCCAAGGACUCAUCCGAGCUUGUCGCUCAACUCCGUGUUCGCCACGCCCUGUCACAGCGUGUACAGGAUGGUGAUGCCAACGAGGAGGAGAAGGCUAUCGCCAAGAAGAAGACCUACCGCAACUACGGUCUGGAUCUUGCGAAGGGACGCGUUCACGACACUCUCAAGGCCGGUGUUCUAGAGCCCAGCAUGAGCAAGAUCAAGCAGCUCAAGAGUGCUGUCGAGGCCUGCAUUGCUAUCAUGCGUAUUGAUACUAUCAUCAAGCUGGACCCCGAGCAGCCGCAGGAUGACGGCCACGGUCACUAA